This is a messenger RNA of Fukomys damarensis (Damara mole-rat), 1011 nucleotides long. RefSeq names its product G protein-coupled receptor 82 (gene Gpr82). Gene Ontology annotation, biological process: G protein-coupled receptor signaling pathway. Gene Ontology annotation, molecular function: G protein-coupled receptor activity. Gene Ontology annotation, cellular component: membrane. NCBI's taxonomy places the organism in Eukaryota, Metazoa, Chordata, Mammalia, Rodentia, Bathyergidae. The record is from RefSeq and is a predicted model, not a curated record. Bases 1 to 1011 code for a protein of 336 amino acids. The transcript has a single exon.
AUGAGUAACAAUUCAACAUGCAUUCAACCAUCCAUGAUCACUUCCAGAGCUUUACCAGUCACUUACACCAUCCUUUGUAUUGUUGGUCUCUUUGGAAACUCACUCUCUCAGUGGGUAUUUUUGACAAAAAUAGGUAAGAAAACAUCAACACACAUCUACCUGGCACAUCUUGUGACUGCAAACUUACUUGUGUGCAGUGCCAUGCCUUUCAUGGGUAUCUAUUUUCUGAAAGGUUUCCAAUGGGAAUAUCAAUCUGCACAAUGCAGAGUGGUCAGUUUUCUGGGAACUUUAUCCAUGCAUGUAAGUAUGUUUGUCAGCCUCUUAAUUUUAAGUUGGAUUGCUGUAAGCCGCUAUGCUACUUUAAUGAAAAAGGAUUCCACGCAAGAGACCACUUCAUGCUAUGAGAAAAUAUUUUAUGGCCACUUACUAAAAAAAUUUCGCCAGCCCAACUUUGCUAGAAAACUGUGCAUUUACAUAUGGGGAGUUGUACUGGGCAUAAUUAUUCCCAUUAUCAUAUACUACUCAGUUGUAGAAGCUACAGAAGGAGGAGAGAGCCAGUGCUACAAUCGGCAGAUGGAACAGGGAGCCACGACCUCUCAGAUUGCGGGUCUCAUUGGAACCACAUUCACUGGAUUUUCAUUUUUAGUAGUACUAACAUCGUACUACUCUUUUGUCAGCCAUCUGAGAAAAAUAAGGGCCUGUUCAUCCAUUACAGAGAAAGACUUGACUUACAAUUCUGUGAGAAGACAUCUUUUGGUCAUCCAGAUUCUACUAGUCAUUUGCUUUCUUCCAUAUAGUAUUUUUAAACCUAUUUUUUAUGUUCUGCAUAAAGGACAGGACUGUCUGCAAUUGAAUUAUUUAAUAGAAACAAAAAAUGUCCUCACCUGUCUUGCUUCAGCCAGAAGUAGCACCGACCCCAUUAUAUUCCUUCUCUUAGAUAAAACAUUCAAGAAGACACUAUAUAGUCUUUUUACAAAAUCUAAUUCACCAGAUAUACAACCAUAUAGUUGA